GGCCCCCUGUUGGUCGGGCAUAUAUGUCCUUAUAUGUAUGCAUGUGUUCUUCCCUGACCCUCCACCAUCUCUUCCUCCUCACGCUCGCUCCUUCCCUGCCGCGGACUCCAUGGGGAGCGCAAGCAAGCUCCGCCUCUGGUGCUCGGCGUUCGCCUGCGCGCUGGCGUUCCUCGGGGCGCACGGGGACGACGACCAUCUCGUCGACAUUACCUACGUCGAGAGCGCCGUGGCCAAGGGAGCAGUGUGCCUGGACGGGAGCCCCCCGGCGUACCAUCUCGCCCCGGGCUCCGGCUCCGGGGUGAACAGCUGGUUGGUUCAUUUCGAGGGAGGGGCGUGGUGCAACAACGCGGCGACAUGCCUGCAGCGGUCGCGCACCCCGUUGGGGUCGUCCAAGGAGAUGGCCAGGCGGGUUGCUUUCACCGGGAUCCUGAGCAACGCGUCGGAUUACAACCCUGACUUCUACAACUGGAAUAGGGUCAAGGUUCGGUACUGCGACGGCUCGUCUUUCACCGGCGACAAGGAAGAAGUUGAUCCUAGUACACAGCUACACUACAGAGGUGCGAGGGUGUGGCAAGCAGUUGUAGAAGAUCUGCUCGCCAAAGGAAUGAACACAGCUGAACAUGCUCUGAUUUCAGGAUGUUCUGCUGGUGGGCUAACUUCGAUACUGCACUGCGACAGAUUUCAUCAGCUCCUGCCAGUGGAUGCCAAUGUUAAAUGCCUUUCAGAUGCCGGUUUCUUCAUCAACGUGAAGGACAUUACCGGAGCCAACCACGUUGAGGCAUUUUUCAGUGAUGUGGGUACAACACAUGGCUCGGCAAAGAAUUUACCAUCUUCGUGCACUUCCAAGUUGCCUGCAGGCGUGUGCUUUUUUCCUCAGAACGAGGUGCAGCAGAUCCAGACGCCCCUGUUCAUCCUAAAUGCAGCAUACGACUCAUGGCAGGUACGGCACAUCCUGGUGCCCGAGGGCUCCGAUCCCGAAUGGCGAAGUUGCAGGGACGACAUAACCCAGUGCUCCGCGAAGCAGCUCGAGACGCUGCAGGGGUUCAGGGACGAUUUCCUGGCGGCGCUGGGGGCGAGCGCGUCCAGCGGAUCCAGAGGGCUGUUCGUCAACUCGUGCUUCGCGCACUGCCAGUCCGAGACGCAGGACAUCUGGUUCGCGCCCGCUUCCCCGGCGCUCGGAGACAGAAGAAUAGCGGACGCGGUUGGGGACUGGUUCUACGGCCGCAGCGGGUUCCAGAAGACGGACUGCCCCUACCCUUGUGACUCCACCUGCUACACUAAUUGAUGCACCACCACCACUAGUGUGCCUCGUCCGUCCGUGCUCGCAACAAACCAUUGGUUUUGGACUUUUGGUUCUAUUUAUACACUAGUAAGCUUGCACGUGCAACACACGUCUCGAAUGUUGACCAAAUAAGAUUCACACAUAUAUGCAAUUAAAAAAUAGCUUGCAAAAUCUUGCAUUAUGGGUCGGAGAGAGUAUGAGUUCAAUGGAUACACUAUAUUGUGAUGUCACUCAAGUUGUUUUUUUCAAAAGUGGGACAUCAUUGCGGUCCUCUUUCUGCAUAGAGACAAUAAUAUAUUUAAUCUAUUGAAUAUUCUAUAUGUUGAAAGAGAAUAAGAAAUCUAGUUAUGAUUGAAAAAAGCCUUGCAUUAUGCUUAGUACAUGGAGACAUAAUCCUACAUUUGGUCUUGAAUAUUAUGGUGUAAGCAAUUCAUAACUAAAAUUUGAGGAAAAGAAUAAGGGAUAGUAGAUCAACACAUACUUCUUAGAUGAGGUUGCUAACCAAAUGCUUAUGUAAAGUUGCAAAUGGCAUAGGCAUUGAUAGUGUAUUAUGAAAAUCCUGACACUCCAUCACAUGUUGCAAAUACUCAAAACACACCCGAAUGAGCACUAAAAUGGAAAGCAGAUAUCUCACAUAAAAAUAUCAACGGCAUUGAACCAAUAUUGUGAAGUACAAUCCUCUUAACACCAAAAGAUCAAAGGGACUUUUUUCACAAUCAAAGGAGCUCAGCUCUCUUCCUCAUGAUUACUGUCAGUUUGCAUCAAAAAGCAAGUUGAUCCGGAGCAGCAUUAUGCCACAGUCUCCGGUCACUAACCUGCAGGGGCAGCUUUGCACACAAAAAUCAGCCUCUAAGAAUAGAAGACACCGUAAGGGACAAAAGGCUUGGCUCGGCUCCUCAAUUUCACACAGGAGGCCCAUAAUGUCUGAUGUGUUCUCUUUUCAUUAGUUCCACAUCUCCAUCAGUACCUGACAAUCAUAUUGA
Messenger RNA from Triticum aestivum (bread wheat), 2265 nucleotides. Its product is annotated as pectin acetylesterase 8. Gene Ontology annotation, molecular function: pectin acetylesterase activity. Bases 38 to 1285 code for a protein of 415 amino acids. Gene Ontology annotation, biological process: cell wall organization. The record is from RefSeq and is a predicted model, not a curated record. Lineage: Eukaryota; Viridiplantae; Streptophyta; Magnoliopsida; Poales; Poaceae. The transcript is spliced from 12 exons. Gene Ontology annotation, cellular component: plant-type cell wall.